Caenorhabditis angaria is the source of this 846-nucleotide messenger RNA. The record is from the annotation of a GenBank genome assembly. NCBI's taxonomy places the organism in Eukaryota, Metazoa, Nematoda, Chromadorea, Rhabditida, Rhabditidae.
AUGAGCGAGGUUCUAAUUGACAUCGAAAACUCGGAAAUUCCGAGAAUUUCCGAAGUCCAGCUUGACCCAUGGGAGUUGCGUAUCAAAAAAUCGCUAACCAAUUUGGUGCUAACACCAACGCAACAAGCUCAAUCCUUGAACAGCCGCCCAUAUUUCAUGGUGGUUAUGACACUUUUCCGGGUAAGUUCUAUAGAAAUAUUAAUUAUUGCGUUCUCUAAUACUUCCAGGUUCUUGUUCUCAUCUCAUUCGCUAAUUACUUGAUGUCCAAAGAUAUCCAACCUUACGAUUUUGUACCUCUCGCAUCCGAAGUUCUGGCAAUCAUCGCCUAUGUGAUUUCUCACAUCUUCAUCGGAAUCCCCUUGGAAAUCUCGCAAGGAACGUUGAAAUCCUCAAUUUUCUACCUAUCCGUUUUUCUAUACACUUUCGUUUUCGCCUCAACAUACGCCAAAACUACAUCAUUCUUCAUCUACGGCGGACCAUCUGCACUAUCUUUCGCCGGUUUACAUUUAUCCAAUAUUGUCAAGAACUGGGAAACAAUGACGAUGAAAUUAUUGCGAAUCAUUUCUCUAUCCGCAAUUUUUCUCGUCGUCGAACUCUUCAUGCUCUUCAACUUCAGUCUAAACAUUCACCAAUUCACUUUCGGACUCUCCGGCGGGCUCCUAGGCUAUCUUUUGGGAUAUUACUGGAUCUACCGAACAAAGGUGAGCUCAGAAUUCCGAAGAUAGGCUAAUUGAAUUUUCGCAGGACGAAGAAACCCAGGAAAUCAAAUGGCGAAGUGCUGGCAUAAUUUCAACGUGGCUUUUAUUUUUCCUAGUUCUUUCCGAAUUUUUGUAUCUUCGUAGAUAG